AUUUAAUCUCAUGAUGAAACCAAAAAUGUGUCAUCUAAAUUACCAACCAGUUACAACUUUGAAAACUUAAACUCUUGAUUUUGAUUUAUUAGAACUAGAGAAGAUUAAUUUUUCUGUUAAAAUGGAAUAAAUGGCUUAAUAACUUAAUAAAGAAUAAGAAAUCCCAACCCCGACUUUUAAUUAUAAUAUGUGUAAAAUAUAAGGUCCACCCAAUGAUAUAAGCAAUAGGCUUCAACAUUUUUUAUCUGUUUCCCCUAAAAAAUUAAUCAAAUCAAAUCGUAACUUGCCUCGAAUUAUAAAAGAGCCAUUAAAAAAAACACAAAUUUGA
Paramecium sonneborni is the source of this 328-nucleotide messenger RNA. NCBI's taxonomy places the organism in Eukaryota, Ciliophora, Oligohymenophorea, Peniculida, Parameciidae. The record is from the annotation of a GenBank genome assembly.